CUUUACAGCUUCUUGAUGAAGCUCAACAAUGAGAGUGUCACGAUUGAGCUCAAGAACGGCACGGUAGUUCACGGCACAGUCACAGGUGUCGAUCCCCAGAUGAACACGCACCUCAAGACGGUCAAGAUGACAGUCAAAGGUCGCGAUGCCAUUUCUCUCGACACGCUUUCUAUCCGCGGUAACAACACCCGCUACUGGAUCUUGCCCGACUCUCUGCCCUUGGAUGUGCUCUUGGUCGACGAUGCCCCCAAGCCUAAAGGUGGCAGAAAGCCCGGCGCUGGACGGGGAGCUGCGGAUAGGGGUAGAGGUAGAGGAGGACCUCGCGGGAGAGGAAGAGGGCGCGGAAGAGGCUUCUAA
Messenger RNA from Ceraceosorus guamensis, 357 nucleotides. RefSeq names its product Sm-like ribonucleo protein. Lineage: Eukaryota; Fungi; Basidiomycota; Exobasidiomycetes; Ceraceosorales; Ceraceosoraceae. Gene Ontology annotation, biological process: RNA processing; spliceosomal snRNP assembly. Gene Ontology annotation, molecular function: RNA binding. The record is from RefSeq and is a predicted model, not a curated record. The annotation marks the transcript as partial. The transcript is spliced from 2 exons. Gene Ontology annotation, cellular component: SMN-Sm protein complex; spliceosomal tri-snRNP complex; commitment complex.